AUGGCGCACUUGACAGAUUUCAAAUUCCAGGAUAUCCUGAAAAGUCUGACACUUGAGGAGAAAGUCAAGCUGUUAUCUGGGACCCCGAACGAUUUUGUCUCAACUCCAGGAAUCCCGGACAAGGGUAUUAGUGCUUUCAAGACUGCUGAUUCCAUUAACGGAAUCCGACCCAGCGAGUUUCAUGGAAACCUAACAACGGCCUGUUUCCCCAACACAGCUUGCAUAGCUUCGACAUGGAAUGUUGAGCUGCUGGAGAAGAUGGGCUCGGAGCUCACCCGCCAAGCUCGGAUGAAGCACGCACAGAUGAUUCUUGGACCGACAAUCAACAUCCAGAGAGACCCUCGUGCUGGGCGCAACUUUGAAUGCUUCAGCGAGGAUCCGCUCCUGUCUGGCUACAUGGGCGCGGCUAUUGUAAGAGGCAUCCAAAACCAAGGUUUCGGAGCUUGCGCAAAGCAUUUUGUCUGCAAUGACUCGGAGACGAUGAGGCGUUAUUACAACGUGGACGAGUCGCCAUACAACCGGACACUACGCGAAAUUUACCUCGCUGCGUGGUCACUCUUGUUGAAGAAGUCGAAUCCGACAGGCGUCAUGACUGCGUAUAACAAAGUGAAUGGAGAAUUUUGCUGUGAUAGUAGCACCUUGAUUGAGGAUAUAUUGCGGAAAGAAUGGGGCUUCAAGGGUGUUGUCUUGUCGGAUUGGUUCGGUACCCGGUCUACUGUCGCUGCUAUGAACGCCGGUGUGGACCUGGAGAUGCCAGUGCCUGUCUUUAGGGGUCCUAAGCUUGUCGAAGCUGUCCGAAGCGGUCAAGUGAGCGAGCAGACGAUCGACAACAGCGUAUUGAGAUUGUUGGAUCUCCGGUCCCGAACACAAGCAGCCUUCAGCCAAGGACCAGAGAAGUCGGAAAUUGUCAAUGAGACCAACCAAGUGGCGCGGCAACUUGCACAGGAGGGGAUUAUUCUCCUCAAGAACGAAAGAGACGCGCUCCCGUUGCAAAUAUCCGACUCACUGAAGGUCGCCGUCAUCGGAGAGUACGCCGAAAAUCCUGUCUUCACUGGCGGCGGCAGCGCGUCUUGCAAGCCCCAGUAUCGCCAGAUUCCGCUUGAUCUACUUCGUAAGGCUCACCCCAAACCAGAUAACAUCAUGCACGUGCCGGGUGUGCGUGUCCGCCGCGUCAUCCCCGUUGCUCCUACUGAGAUUCUCAAAACAAAGGAUGGACAUAAAGGGGUUGAGGUCUCGUAUUUCAACGGCGACGCAGAGAAGCCCUUUCUCACUGAGAUCUCUGAAGCACCUGUCGUGUUCAUGGUUGGGAACUACAAACCAGGCCUGCAGGUGGACGAUUCACAUAUUGAGAUGUCUACAGCUCUCGCGCCGGAAACAACUGGAACCCACACACUUGCUCUUCGCCACUCAGGCGCCCUUUCUCUCAAGGUCGAUGGCAUCGAGGUUUUGACCAAAGCGACACCUGAACUCACUACAGAGCAGUUCCUGUUCAAUCUAGUCAAAAUUGAGUCGCGGGUUGACUUGUUCAUGGAGGCAGGAAAGUCCUAUGAUGUGCAUGUCACGAUGCAGUCGAGACAGCCUGCCCCAGGAGAGCCAACUCCAUACGGGCUUACAUUGGGCUUUGAGGAGAUGUACUCCGAGGAAGACAUGAUAUCAGAAGCAGUCAAAGCUGCAACAGCUUCUGACGUCAGCGUUAUCUACGCCGGCCGAAGCGAGCAAUAUGAGUCUGAGGGGUUUGAUAUGGAUGAGAUUACCUUGCCUGCUAAUCAAGUCGCUAUGAUCAAGGAGGUGGCAGCUGCUUCAAACAGAACUGUAGUCCUUUUGCAUUGUGGGAGUCCCAUCGAUAUCAGCAGCUUCGUUGACGACGUUGAUACAAUCAUUAACAUGCAUUUCCCCGGCCAAGAAGGUCCCCAAGCCAUGGUGGAUGUUCUGAUUGGGAAGACAAACCCGAGCGGACGACUGUCUUCAACUUGGUUCAAGACUCUGAAAGACUGGCCGAGUUUCGACCAUUUUCACCCGGCCAACCAUGGAGGAGCUGACUAUACGGUCCGCUACCCAGAAGGUCUGGCCAUAGGAUAUCGAGCCCCGGUCCCUGUUGAACGGGUUCAGUACCUUUUUGGCCAUGGAUUAUCGUAUACCUCGUUCUCCUACGACAGUCUACAUGCCAACGUAGACAACUCUACCGACACCCCCUCAUUGAAGGUGGAAGUUCGGGUGACGAAUACUGGCAGUCGCCCGGGCAAAGAGGUGGUGCAGCUUUACAUUGCUCCACCCGAGGGUGUGCACGACUGGAGACCUCAGCGAGAGCUCAAGGAGUUUACCAAGAUUUUCCUGUCGCCCGGUGAGUCAAAAGUUGUCAAGAUGGAAUUGGACGUUCGCGAUGCAUGCAGUCACUGGAGUGAAUCUUCACGUGCAUGGAUAGUAGACCGAGGAACCUAUGGGCUAGAGGCUCGAAAUCGACCGCUCAUCUUUAUUGCUCACAGUCUAGGCGGUAUCGUAGUGAAAAAGGCUUUGAUCAUAGCGCACAAUGGCUCCGAGGUCUAUACUUCAAUCCUCAAAGCCACAGCCGGCAUCGUCUUCUUGGGGACUCCGCACCGCGGAUCUGACCUGGCGCCUUGGGGACUUCUUCCCUCAAAUCUCGUCAGCGUGACUAGCAUAGGAAAAAACAUACGGAAAGAUCUCUUACGAACACUUAGCAAGGACUCGGACACGUUGAUGGAGAUAUCAAGCCAAUUCCUACAGCGGGCAACGUCUCUAAAAACCAUGAGCCUCAUUGAACAACAGUGUGAUUCUUACAGUUGGCAGGUUGUUCCAGAGUAUUCAGCCAUCAUGGGUCUGCCCAACGAGACUGGGCUUCCGCUGAACGCUCACCAUCGAGGUCUCACUCGAUUCUCGCGAAAGACUGACCAAAAUUAUAUCCUUGUUGAAGCAGCAAUCAGAGAAGACGCGUAUGGGACCAUGGAUAAAUGCGAAAACGAGGUGUAUGAUACCCUCAAGACAGCUGCAAAAGAUGCAACAGAGAUCCUCCCGAGUACCACCAGUUUACCCAUUCCAAUGGCAGCCCCAAUACUCUUUCGCAGUCCUAUUAACGCACCCUCAUUUACCUCUGGGAACAAAGUCUCAGCAAGUAGUUCACGUACACUGGUAGGAUCGCCAGCUACUUCAACCUCAACAGGUACCUUGACCCCAGAGCUUUAUGACCGCAGCCUUGGUGGAGACGGUAGGGCACAAACUCCUUCUAAAGCCAGCUUAGAGAGCCAAUCAUUGAAGCUACCAGAAAAGAUGGUUGAGACUAUCACACUACGUGUUAGUGGUCUCAGACGGCGGCUUGGACCAGAUAACAACAAGCAAAGAGACAUUUGUCAUGUCAUCAAGGUCCCAGGGACUACAGAAAUGUGGGAACUAGGUCCCUGGUUGCAAAGAGAAGUCACUGAUACCAAGGAGAUCAAGGCCUUCAGGUUCAAAGACCAGGAAGGCGAUAUCCGGACCUGGUGGGAGGAUGUCUUUACGACUCCAGUCGACGUCACAUCUGGCCGGCCGUCUUACAGCAAAGCAGGGGUUUUCAAAAUUAACACAGACCAGUCAAUUGCAGCAUUUAUGAGCAAAGCUUUUCCCCAUCCAAUCCAUGCCAAACUCAAUAGUAAUAGCCACGAAGGGCACUCCACGUUUGACAAAGUGUCAGAUUCGGUUCUUGAGGUUGGACAAGACGGCGCGCCCGACCUAGUUAUUUCAUUCAUGAGGACCGUGAGAGUCCCCGAGAGCGACAAGGAGUACAAUUUACCCCCUGGAUUAGGGAGAUUUCCGCUGUUCAAUAUUGCGCCUUUCAGUCACAGUUUACCGCCUUCAAUGGUGGCCAAAGGAGGAUUCUUUUUUCCCAUGUAUCAGAUGGAGGCAAUGUGGAUUCACUUCCAUGCCGAAGAACAAAAGAAGUUUGCUGUUCGACUAUUCGUUGGUGGCGUCAAUGGACUCUCAGGGGAAUCGUCCGAAGGGGAACAAUUAUGGCUUGACGGGAUUGCUACUGCACCUGGAGUGGUCAGCCAGUUUAUUGCCACCGAAAUGGCUCUUCGAAAGGAAAGAUCUCAAGAAAGUCGAAAUCCUCGAGCCAGCAAACAACAAGACACGUCGAGCAACCCCUCUUCCCAUGGAGAUACUACUAGUGGGGCGUCUAUUGAGUGGCAGGUUACUGGUCGUGAUGAAGUUGGGGGACUGCAGCUUCAGAUCAUACCUGAAUUUGAGCCUGGCCACAUACAUGCUGGCUCAGCCAGAAACGUCUGCGUGACGAGUGAAGGCAUUGUCUCUACUGUUGUCCCCCCGCCAAAGAUGGAGCGUGUCUUUGAUGUCCUUUCGACCCCUGCCGAGCUCAACCUGAAAGCAGGCGACACAAUCCAUGUGAAAGACCUCAAAUCAGCAGCGCAACCACGCCCCAGAGUCGUUCUGGACUUGUUGGACGAAGGCCCUUUGAAGCUUACUGAUCAAGACAUUGUUGAGCUGGAAGCAGUGCACGACAGCUACUCCAAGUGGGCGUUCGACAUCAAGCUCCUCGGAAGCCAACAUCCUCCCAUUUCACUAAGUAUCCCUGAUGAAGUUUCUGUCCAGUGCUUCGUUUGCCGUGUUGUGUGCGACGAGGCAGUAGAUUCUACUUACAGCAACAUCUUCCCACUUCUUCUGGCCUUUGACGGGAAUGCUACUGUUCAGCAUCUCAGGGAUGUUAUUCACAAGACGACAAGCGUUUCAACAGCUGAUUAUUUGAUCCGACGGGAUUCCUUAACUUCCCCCCCUAUCGACGAUGGCGAAAGAGUCUUCCCAAUGGAUCGCCUCGAUACAUCUUGGACGGGAAAUGUACCGCAAUAUCUAUUGGCGCGAGAUACUGUGUGUAUCGACAAAGUUGAGCAAAUCUAUCAUCCUCCAAAACCCUUCUCCAAAUCCAGUUUCAACCCGUUCAAUCCACCAGGCCCGCCCAUCGGCCCGAUUCAAAUCUCACUCACAACUCUUACUGGAAAGGUCGUCAAGAUGGAAUGCGAACUAUUUAACACGAUUUAUGAGCUCAAGGCAAUGUUGCGGGAUAAAGAAGGUAUCCCGACGGAUCAGCAGCGCAUGAUUUAUGGUGGUAAACAGCUUGAAGACGACCACAUCUUAGCCGAUUACGGCAUUCAUAUGGACUCGAUUGUUCAUGUUGUUCUGCGUCUUCGAGGUGGGGGCUUGUGUGUCCGAGUCAACUUCGAGGGCAAAGAAUGGUGUGAGGAGGUCUUGGAUUAUCGUUGCAUCGCCGACCUCAAACUCAACCUCAUGAGCAAAACUGGUGUUCCAGUGAAGGACCAGGUACUGAAAUAUGCCGGUAAAGUUAUCCAAGACGAUGAGAACCCCCACAUAUACAGUGAAAGGCUUCUUAUCCUUACUACCCAUGUCCAAACCGUGGCUAUGUCUUUAGGCAUCGGCGCCGGCGGCAAAAUCCAGCAGCACAUCGAGCCUGAUACCAAGGACCCGCGGGUUUGGGACAUAAGCAGCUCGCGUAUUGUAAAUGUGCAACUUCUUGAUGCUCGCACCUUUCGCCUGGUUACGGGUCACGCGCCCCCUGAAACUCCUGUUACAGCUGACUUAUAUGCCCAGAUGGGCCUUAAUUUCUUCAGACAGUGGAGAGACGAGCAACUUGCUGUUAAUAAUGUUUCUGGGGAUUGGAACAAUCUAGUCGGGGCGGCUCAAGUAGCCAUGAGGUAUGCCAAGAAAGGUAAGGGCUCGAUCUCGGCUGAUAUGAUCGAACAUGAAGAGCGAUGGGGGCUGCUGGGGACUGGAGCUUGGGGCCAGUUGAAGAGUGGGGGCGGAGUAAGGCAGAGCGCAGUGGACAAAGACUUCGAAUAUCCUCUGGUUAUGUUGGACGUGGACGAUACGGUCCCUAAAUUUACGAGUGUAGCUGAGGAGGAAGAGAACUAG
Messenger RNA from Fusarium sp. VM40, 5928 nucleotides. NCBI's taxonomy places the organism in Eukaryota, Fungi, Ascomycota, Sordariomycetes, Hypocreales, Nectriaceae. The record is from the annotation of a GenBank genome assembly.